Messenger RNA from Gloeophyllum trabeum ATCC 11539, 501 nucleotides. RefSeq lists its product as uncharacterized. The record is from RefSeq and is a predicted model, not a curated record. Gene Ontology annotation, biological process: pentose-phosphate shunt. The transcript is spliced from 5 exons. Gene Ontology annotation, molecular function: transketolase activity. NCBI's taxonomy places the organism in Eukaryota, Fungi, Basidiomycota, Agaricomycetes, Gloeophyllales, Gloeophyllaceae. Gene Ontology annotation, cellular component: cytosol. The coding region runs from base 1 to 501 and encodes 166 amino acids.
AUGUCCAAGUUCACGCCCGAGCCCACCGACGAACUUUGCAUCAACACCAUCCGUGCUUUGGCGGCGGAUGUCGUUGGCAAGGCCAACUCUGGUCACCCAGGGGCUCCUAUGGGCAUGGCGCCGGUCGCACACGUACUGUUUUCACGAUUCUUCAACGCCAACCCUAAGAAUUCGAAGUGGUAUAAUCGGGAUCGAUUUGUCCUUUCCAACGGUAGAUGUGCUCUGCAGUACAUUCUUCUGCACCUCUUGGGCUACGAUCUUACCAUGGAUGACCUGAAGCAGUUCCGCCAACUUGGGUCGCGGACGCCGGGUCACCCCGAGGCUAGCAUCGAAGUCACCACAGGUCCGUUAGGACAGGGCUUCUCGACCGCAGUUGGUCUGGCCAUCGCUCAGACCCACAUGUCCGCUACCUUUAACAAGGAUGAGUUCGACCUCAUUAACAACUACACUUAUGGCGAGUUGCUUUUGUUAAUCAGCGUUGUUAUCGGGAUACUCAUUUAG